Molecule: messenger RNA, 1532 nt
Organism: Cylicocyclus nassatus
Lineage: Eukaryota; Metazoa; Nematoda; Chromadorea; Rhabditida; Strongylidae
Source: the annotation of a GenBank genome assembly
AUGUCGAAUAGCUCAGAUGAGUUCUAUGACGAGUGCUUGUAUCAGCCGCAAAUAUUUCUGGAAUGGAAGAUGUGUUUCGUUGGCUGUUUAGGCUUGGCCACCGCUUUGAUUAGUGUCAUACACAACUCACUACUUUUCUACACUUUUGUAUUUUCAAAGGUGCUCCGCAAAAGGCAUCUCACCUAUUUGAUGUGGAUAUCGGGUUGUGAUAUAUUUGUUUCAAUCAGUUAUAUUGCGAUUAUGUGUGUACAGGUAUAUAUAGACUACUUCGAGUCCUUAACAUUGUUUUUUCUCUGGCAUCAUUAUUUGCGUGCAGCUUUUACAAUCUCGCACAUUACCAUAAGUACCGUAUCUUUUCUGCUCAUGGCGGCUACCAUAGAGAGAUAUCUGCACAGUACAAGUGAUAGCAAGACUGGAGGUCUAUUCUAUCUGCUUUCACGGCAUCGUGCACCUGUUGUUGUAAUCUGUUUCGCUGCCAGCUGUGUUUUCAGAGGAACAAUUUUCUUCGAAGUAAAACUACAACAUGUUUCACAAUGUGAAGGCUUUUCAAGUAUGAGCUUAGCAUCAUCAAGGUUGUUUGCGAAUCCACUCUAUGAUGAGAUUUGGAGAUUUUGGAUUCGCAAGAUUGUCACUGUCAUUGUGCCUUUCGUUGCACUAGCUUGGUUCAAUCUCGCUAUUGUGCUGAACGUUCGCAAAAGUGAUCGUGAUCAAACCGUCAAGGCCUUGGUGAUGUUCACAACUGUGGGCACUAGAGCUGAAGUAACAAAACUUCGAUCACGUCUUCGAACUGUCACUAGAAUGCUUGUGAUGGUGGUUUGCUGCUAUCUUGCUGCCAAUAUCAUCGAUGUUGUCAUCGCUUUUUGGGAGACGAUUGACAUGGAUUCUUUGAAUGCUAAUGAAGGAUUCUACGCUGUGACGACGGAUAUCUCAUCUUUUUUGCCAAUCUUGGCUUGUUCAAUGCGUCCACCAAUUUAUGUGAUUAAUGACAAGCAGAUUCGUAGUGAGGUUUUCCGGAAAGUACGAGAUCUCCAAAAUCGCUUCUGCAGUUGUUGUCCACUUAUUGGACGAGCACUACGAUUACAAAAGAAAUUCCAUGAGGUUGAGCACGAAAACGAAAAACUCGUUAUUGCAUCCCCACAACCGAAAAUUUCCACGAAUAGUACAGAGCCUUCGUUCAGUCAUGGAGGAGGAAUAGGUGCACUCAUCAUGGCCAGAUGUAGUUUGGCCACGUCGGAGCAGCGCCGUCAGUUGAAACAGUUUGGAGAAAGUGUGGAUGUUUGAAAUGUUAAUUAAAUACGCUCAACAGUUAUGUCAAACCAGACUCUUUGUUGUAGAAAAGAGAGGAAGAACCAAAGUCAUCUUCAGCUCUGAAAUUUUUCUGGAAUGGCUUCUUAUAUAUUUCGAGAUUAAUUGAUAUGAGAAUGUCAAUGUCACUACGUGUCUCUGCCAUUCAAUGACAAUUUUGUACUCAGUACUUUACGUGUUGUUAAGGUUUUCCUAAUAAUUAUCCCAUUAUUUUGCUAAAUGUAAGG